Alosa sapidissima (American shad) is the source of this 2723-nucleotide messenger RNA. RefSeq names its product ddb1 and cul4 associated factor 7 (gene dcaf7). The coding region runs from base 408 to 1451 and encodes 347 amino acids. Gene Ontology annotation, cellular component: nucleus. The transcript is spliced from 7 exons. NCBI's taxonomy places the organism in Eukaryota, Metazoa, Chordata, Actinopteri, Clupeiformes, Clupeidae. Gene Ontology annotation, molecular function: protein binding. The record is from RefSeq and is a predicted model, not a curated record.
UCACUUACUUUUAAGGGGAGGAGGCAGGAAUCCAAGAAAAAAGUCGGGGGUGAAAAACAGUGGACGUCGGUGGGACAAGGCCGAACAGAUUUAAUCAGAUAUUCAAGUCUAGUGCGAGGAUAACAAGGGUCCUGUUCUUCUCCAUCUUGCCAACAUUUAAAACAGUCGUUGCCCGAGCACUGCAGGUUUAUGCUAACGAAAUUCAUUUGUUUCUUUGUUUGACGCUAGCACGCUGCGCAGCUAACCUAGCAGCAGUUCGCAGGAGAUAUGACAUAGCUAACGUUAACCAUUACUUUCUCUUGUGGAUGGAACGCAAUAUUGUUAGGGACAUUUUUCUGAAAAUAGUUACACAUAUAUCGUGACCAGUUUGUACUUUCAGUUAACCUGCUGUUAUAAUAGAACUUUACAUGGCCAGAGAGAUGUCGCUACACGGUAAACGAAAAGAAAUUUAUAAAUACGAGGCGCCAUGGACAGUGUACGCUAUGAAUUGGAGCGUGCGGCCCGACAAGCGGUUCCGUUUGGCACUUGGGAGCUUUGUGGAAGAAUACAACAACAAGGUGCAGAUUGUGGGUCUGGAAGAGGAGAGUUCAGAGUUUGUUUGCAGGAAUACCUUCGAUCACCCUUACCCCACCACUAAGCUCAUGUGGAUUCCAGACACCAAGGGCAUGUACCCCGACCUCCUCGCCACCAGUGGGGACUACUUGCGCAUCUGGAGGGUCAGUGACACGGAGACACGCCUUGAGUGCCUGUUGAACAACAACAAGAACUCCGACUUCUGUGCGCCACUAACGUCCUUUGACUGGAACGAGGUGGACCCUAAUUUACUGGGCACCUCCAGUAUCGACACCACCUGUACUAUCUGGGGACUGGAGACGGGUCAGGUGUUGGGCCGCGUGAACCUGGUGUCUGGCCAUGUGAAGACCCAGCUUAUCGCCCACGAUAAAGAGGUGUAUGACAUAGCCUUCAGUCGUGCGGGUGGAGGCAGGGACAUGUUUGCGUCGGUCGGCGCGGAUGGUUCAGUGCGGAUGUUCGACCUGCGGCACCUGGAGCACAGCACCAUCAUCUAUGAGGACCCUCAGCACCACCCGCUGCUGCGCCUCUGCUGGAACAAGCAGGACCCCAACUACCUGGCCACCAUGGCCAUGGACGGCAUGGAGGUGGUGAUUCUGGACGUGCGUGUGCCCUGCACGCCGGUCGCUCGGCUCAAUAACCACCGCGCGUGCGUCAACGGCAUCGCCUGGGCACCUCACUCCUCCUGUCACAUCUGCACAGCAGUAGCGGACGAUCACCAGGCGCUCAUCUGGGACAUCCAGCAGAUGCCACGAGCCAUCGAGGACCCCAUCCUGGCCUACACGGCCGAGGGCGAGAUCAACAAUGUGCAGUGGGCUUCCACCCAGCCCGACUGGAUCGCCAUCUGCUACAACAACUGCCUGGAGAUCCUGCGUGUGUAAACGCUCAGAAAGGGAGGAAAUGCAUCAGGAAGAUUUGUGUGUGUGUGUGUGGGGGGGGGGGGGUGUAUUGUGGUUGAAGGCCUUGAUGUUGAAGGACUGAAGAUGGAAGCAGAAUAUCUUAGAGCCCUGAGGGUGAUAUGAUUAUGGGCCUUAAGAGGAUUGUAGAGGAUUGCUGUGGGUAGAGAGCAGUGAAUGUUUCUAACUGGACUGAAGCCUGCUCCUUAGGAACUGACGAUACGUGGAACACAGCUUCGUUGUGUCUGUGUGUCUGUAUGGAUUCUGGUAUGUGUAUACACCAUUACACAGUCUAAAUAAUUCUUCCGGACUUUUGGACAUUCAGAAUGUUUCUGUGCAGCAUUUUAUGACCAUUUGGGUCUACUGGAAGGUGUAACAGAAAGCGACUGAAAUAUUGUUAACUGAAGUUAAGUUUGCAAACAACAAAACAAAGCUGGCAUAUUCUUUUGUAUGUUGUGAAUAUCAUGUGUAAUGAUAGUGUAACACAUUCAUUUAAAAUUGCAAAUAGAUGCACAGACGGUUUCAUUUUUUUGAUCAUAAUGUCCUCUGGACAGGUCAGUACCCUGUCAGUAUUCCUGUCGAGAUUGUUAGAUUUUGUACGUGGGAGUUAUUUUAAGAUAAACCAUCACAGAAGACGCUGUAAUCAUGAGAAUGCACCUGACUGUAUGGUGAAUAAAAAAAAAAAAUCCACAAGAAAGUCAAGAACUGAAGCAGCACUUCUGAUUGUGCUAUGUUAGUUUUCAAAUAUGCAAAAGCAUUCUUCAGCUCAACAGUCAAAGGGUAUAAUUAUAUUCAAACGCUUUCAUCAGCACCGUUCUAACGGCACACUGCAGAUAAUGGCAGUAGGCCUACGCGGAAGUGUACUCUUCCCCAGAAAAAGGAUAAUGCUGUAGCUUUCUCCUUCUGUUAUAAUCACUGUAUAGCCUCUUAGUGUUUUUUAUUUUAAGGUCUGGUCCUUUGCAUGUUGAAAACAGGAGAUUGUGUAUAUUCAUAUAAAUCUUAUCUACUCAGUCAUGUCAUAUUUGGUUUAGUGUGUUCUAUAGUUUGUUUAGUUUUGUUGCUAGGAAGGGUUGAUGUGUAGUCUAACUACAGAAUUCUGACUUUGCAGUCAUCUGUAAAUCCUGUGCUUUUCAUGCCGUUGUAGCCACUUGUUUUAACAUCUUUGUUAUUUUGCAAACAGUGUGACUAGUGAAGGAUUUGUGUAGUCCCAAGCAGUGACUGAGUUUUGUAUUUUAAUAAACAAUUCUUGUUUUAAAA